CAGAGGGACCAGCGGAACUGCUUCUAGCAAAGUCGACCCUCUGGAAAUAUUGUGCCCGAUGGAACAUAUCGAAGUGCCUCGAGUAAAGUAAUCGCUACGUAGUGGAACUGUUCCGUUUUUUGCGAAAGGAGUGUCUUGCCUUCGCCAUGUCGGAGUAAGCGAUACGGUCGCCUCAGCGCCCUGUGGAAACAUAUAUAGGUUAACCACCGCUUGUCGCCACGUGUGUGUCGUCCUCCUCUCGAAAUGGCAGCCGACGUGUCCAGGAACGGGAAGAUCGGGAUGGGUGUCGUGAUCUUCCUCGUGUUGGCUGUGGUGGCCAUCCUAGCCGUAGGAUCUAGCUUAGGAUGGUAUGUCGACGAACCUCCAGCUGAAUUGCCUUCUGUCCCACCGUAUAAGGACAGGCUCAACGGUGGAUCACCCGAAACUUUCUACGACAACGGCAUCGAUUGGCGAACUUACGAAGACGAACGCACGGAGGAGAAACAGCAUAUUGACAGCGAGACCUCAGGAUUGUUCAUAAAUCAGGAGGAGUGGGCGGACGAAAUCGGAGGCACCGGUGGCCACUGUGGCUGCAACGUGACUGCGCUGGUGAAAGUCGUCAGGUCCCAUAUCCCUAGAGGACCACCUGGUACCACUGGGAGGGAUGGUGUCCCAGGUUCACCCGGGCUUUCAGGUACCCCAGGCCCCCAAGGCGAAAGAGGCGUCCCAGGUCGCAGAGGUGAAAAAGGUGACCGGGGGGAGUUAGGCGCCCCAGGACCCGAGGGACUCCAAGGGCCUAAAGGUGAACCAGGAGUGGACGGUAACCCAGGGCCACUGGGACCCGUAGGACCCCCAGGGCCACCAGGACCACCAGGAUGGACGUGGGGAAGAGAAGAAAGCAAGACGCCCGGGUGGAUGCACCUAUCUAGCUAUCAGGUGGACGGAGUCGUCGACCCAGAUGUGAUGCCAGUCAUGCCGAAUGGGGAGCCAGGACCCCCAGGAAGGCGUGGUCUCCCUGGCGAACCCGGACCAAGGGGCGUGAGAGGACACCCUGGGGACAAAGGCGACCGGGGCCUCCCUGGACCCAAGGGCAUGAAGGGUGAAGAGGGUAUUCAAGGCAGAAGUGGUCGCGUUGGCGACAAAGGAACUCGUGGUCCACCUGGAGUAGAUGGCUUGCCAGGCUCAGUGGGCCACAAAGGGCAGAAAGGAGACAAAGGAGAUAUCGGAGAAGGACGGCCCGGCCCUCGAGGACCACCUGGCCUAAAAGGAAGUCAGUUUUACAGCCCUGAGGAACUCCGAACGGAAAUUCUUUCCUCCCUCAAAUUCUUCGUCGAGAACAAUGCCGGACAAAUAACCAACCUACGCACGAUAGCUGAAAGGAUCGAGAUGGUGAUGCCCAAGGGGGAAGACGGUCUUCCAGGAGCCCCAGGUCGGUCAGGCGCUAAAGGAGAGGAGGGACGACAAGGCCCCCAGGGACCUCCAGGAUACCCAGGUGCCCCCGGACCAAUGGGUGAACCAGGUGAAGAGGGCCCCGAGGGAAGACCAGGAAAUCCGGGACCCAAAGGUGAAGCAGGUGAACCAGGUCCUAUCCAACUUGCUAAUGGAACAGUUCUCGAAAUUAAGGGCCAGAAAGGCGACGCAGGUCUCAAUGGCGCCCCUGGGAAGAAAGGACCAGCGGGUCCAGCUGGGCCCCCAGGUCCCCCCGGACCUCCAUCUCCCCCAGGUCCCUACGCGACAACCCUAGACACAACAUUCGCUGCUUACGACGGUUCUAGCAUCAAAGGUGAAAAGGGAGAGAGGGGGCCCCCUGGACCACCAGGUCCCCCUGGUCCCGCUACCAGUGCCAUGGGCCGCGGUGCCUCCUAUCUGGAAGGUGGUGUCUACGGACUUGUGGCUCGACCUCGACCACCCCCUGGCCUCAACGAGUUCGAUUCCGUCGGCAUGUCCGCUGCUGUUCCCGGAACUAGCCAAAUGGGUCCACCUGGACCAAAAGGACCUGCAGGCCCUCCUGGACCAGCUGGACCAGCUGGCCCACCCGGACCUCCAGGUCUUCCAGCCCCGUCUUCUGCCGAACCCGAAUAUAUUCCAGUUCCCGGUCCACCAGGUCCACCGGGACCCCCUGGCCCACCUGGAACCUCCGGCUCAUUCUCUUUCACUCCUCCUAGAUAUGGAUUCGGUGGUUCCUCACCAAUGAAUGGCGUUUACGAAGCUCCUCCCGCUGCAACCUCCAACCUAGGUCUAGGCUCAAGUGCUACACUCACCUUCACUUCUCGUCCAGCAAUGCUUCAGGCAUGGGCCCAGCAUGACCGAGGAACACUGGCCUACGUACUAGAUGAUGACUCACUGUUCCUGAGAGCAGCCAGAGGUUGGCGGGAAGUUACGCUGGGAGCGGUGUUGGCACCGCAGAUGUCGGCGGUACCCUUCCACCCACAUACCCCGGUGCCCCACACGUCCCGGCCGCCUCACGCGCCCCACAACCCCAACGUGGAGACGCUCACGGAGGAAUUAGCUACGGAUCUCAGCUCUAAGAGACCUUGGUGGGGCGAACCUAUGACUACUGAAGUAGAGGGGAACGAUUGGAAUACAAAAGAGCUACGUCUGGCAGCACUGAACGAGCCAUGGCCGGGCGAAAUCCGCGGGGUCUCCUCUGCCGACUAUGCUUGCUACAGGCAAGCGAGAAGCGCUGGUCUCAAGGGAACAUUUAGGGCCCUGCUCUCGAGUCCAAGGCACGAUGUGGCAGCAUUAGUCCGCUACGCUGAUAGAAACCAGCCUAUUGUCAACCUAAGGGGUGACCUCAUCCUAGGGUCAUGGAGAGAUGCCGUUUCGGGUACUGGAGGGCAGUUCCUCGAAGCGCCAAGGAUUCUUUCCUUCGACGGGCGCGAUGUUCUCCACGACAGCAAAUGGCCGGUGAAGCUCAUCUGGCAUGGGUCUAACAAAUAUGGCGAAACUGCUACCCACAUCAACUGCAACGACUGGUCGACCUCCUUCUCCAACGCCUUCGGCAUGGCUUCUGCCCUCAAGAACCUGCAACUGCUGGACCAGCAGAAGGUCGCCUGCGAUAACUACCUGAUCGUCUUGUGCAUUGAGACCAGCAGCGCCCUCCCGAAACGCAGGAGGAGGGACGCCGCUAAGGGCUCCGUUCAAGAUGGAGACGGAAGGCGGUUUCCCAAGAAGUCUAGUCAGCGAGACGACUUCGAUGUUCAGCGCCCUCAGCUACACAGACAUCCCAGUAAACUCGGCGCCCACCGUCAGGGCGUCCCAGAGGCGACAAGGGCACAUUCGCGAGCCAAAGCGGACACGAAGGCGCUAACGACCAAAUCAAAUUCGGUGCUACAUUUGAUAGACAACGGCGGUUUGUCCGGCGGCAAAGAGUGCGCCGGAGGGAAGAAGAAGCAGUGCGAAGCGGACGCCGAAGAGGAGGAGGUCCUGGACUUCUCACCCUACGCGAAACCCCCUCACCUCAUCCAAGACUUGUUUCUCAUCUGAAACGCCCCCUCCAGCCACCCCCCACCCCCCCAAAAAAAAAAUCCACCCGCCCAUCUUCAUUUCCUCUGAAACUCGGUAUUAAACCGAAACUUUUCCUGGAGGUACUUUUCAACUUUCCUUUCUAGAUCUCGAGCUGCUUCUGAUCUCAAGUCCUGUAAGUAAUUUAAGCGAUGUUUGGAAUAACACGGGUUUCCUGCUGAGUAAUGAGGUUACAUUCUUCUACUUAUAGAACGCCAAGGGAUUAUUUGUGAUGAUAAUGUCUUGUGACUGAAUUCCCUCUAACGCCUUUUUCAUCUCCGCUAUAAUACUUCGACGUUCGUCCCUUCCUUUUCGCUUCGGGGGAAAAUUUUUUCAGAGUAUUCUAACAAAUUCUACACGACGUUCUUCGACAGAGUCUGCAUUGUCUUGUAUAUAUAUUUCGGAACCUAAGGACCCCACAUGACCUUAGUAUUACUGCAUAGUCCAAUAAAUGAAUAUACUCCAACGCUCUCUCUCUAUCUAUAUAGUUGUUGCGGUAGCCAUAAUGGACGCACUUCACCCAAACUGUAUACCUUAUUCCUCUGUACAUAUAGACCAUAAUAGGAGCCAUUUGUAAAUGAACCCCUUAGCCUUUGUCUACAGUGACUGUACGCCAUCAGUAAGGGCUCUUGAAUUCGCGAGCGUGCAUCUGUAGGAUACAUGAAACAAAAAUAUAUACAUUUUGCUGUAUCUGCCGUAGUUCCCAUUUUAUAAGGAAUCCCCUCUAUAUACAUAUAGACAUAUAAACGCCUUUUCGUAACCGAGUCUUCCAGUUGAAUAAGCCUUUUUGUAUAUCGAACACACAUACAAACGAACAAGUCUUCCACUCAGAUCAUAUAUAGGUGUGUGUAUGUGUGAGAGACAUCCUCAUCAUUCAUCGCUACUCAUUUUUCCCGACAUCUUGCAUAAUUAUUACGAUGCUGAAUUGUCGUUUUCAAGUGACCAUAAUAUGUGUCACGUUCUUGGAGUGUAAUUAAGGGUGUUUUUUUAUGUAUUUUUUUUUCUUUUUUGUAAAUACGUAGGUUUUCAAAAAGUCGCAUUGCAUGGACGCAAGAAUACGCUCGCCAAAACAUAUGCAGCCAGCCUAAAUCCCCACUCUUUUGUCAUACUGUAAGCAAAUAUUGAAAUACACGUAUAUACCUCUAUUACCUUGAAAUCAAUAUCAGGCUUCCUUACAUAGGCCUAUGGCCGCUUGUUCAAGAAUUCCUUGCCAAUUGAAAACUUGCUCGAACUACUUAACAACUCUUCCUCGCUAUUUGCUAAUUGACACUCAUAUUUUCCCUUUCCCUACUUCCAUUUUCUUUCAUUCUUCCUCGGCAGGGGAAUAAACUCACCAUUUCUCCUCUUUGGUGGUAUUUCAUCAUAUGUAUAAAUAAAGAUGGAGUCUGUAUCCACGUGUAUUUUUUUCGUAUUGAAAAUAAACUGGCUUAAUGGAAUCAGAAUUCAUUGAAACUUUGGAAACUUCAUCACCUUUCAGAAACAAAUCGCUGUUCGUGAAAGAGAUAUAUGUUUAUUGCAGUGCUUUCCAACCGCCUUUAAUAAUAGUUAAUUGUACUGCUUUUGAAAGUCAAAAAUGAAAUAAGAUGAAGCUUCUUCUAUUUGGAGUUUCACAUGAAAUACAGGUUAAAUAUAUCUUCCCUUUUAUGUGAAAUGCAUCACCCUCUCUUUUAAGCAUAUCUUUCCUUCUCGUAAAAUACAAAUAACCCUCAUUUAUUUCGCCUUUCUCUUUCUCCCUAUUGAUCCGCACAUCUGCCAGUCUCUGCUCUAAUCCUCAUCGAAGUGUCUGAUACUCUCUCUAUCAAAACAGUUACUACAUUACUUUCUCCAUUUCAGAAGCUUUCGAAGCCUACAAACUUUUAUCCUCUCUGAUGCUUAUGUGAUCAAGGUGUGUACUUGAAUUGACAUGAACGGAGAAUCGCAUCAUCCAUAAUAGCUGCCAAGUCGUAUUUACCUCGAGUUCGUGUAUUCAUGUAUACGUUACAAAUAUAUAUAUAUAAAGGAAUUCUUCAUUGUAUUUACGCUCUGAUUGUGCCAUUAUGCUAUAAGUAUCUGAAAGGUACAGAUUAGGUAACGAAUCGGGAAACUGCUAGACUGGCAGGUCUGUAGAUGAACGUGUUUUAUGUAUCAAGUGAAUUACAUAAUUUUCUAUGAAAAACUGACACUGAUGUACUCUCCUUGGAGGCAAAUAAAGUGUUUGAUUCUG
Macrobrachium nipponense is the source of this 5686-nucleotide messenger RNA. Its product is annotated as collagen alpha-1(XVIII) chain-like. The transcript is spliced from 25 exons. The coding region runs from base 244 to 3465 and encodes 1073 amino acids. Gene Ontology annotation, biological process: extracellular matrix organization. Gene Ontology annotation, molecular function: extracellular matrix structural constituent conferring tensile strength. NCBI's taxonomy places the organism in Eukaryota, Metazoa, Arthropoda, Malacostraca, Decapoda, Palaemonidae. The record is from RefSeq and is a predicted model, not a curated record.